Messenger RNA from Zasmidium cellare ATCC 36951, 1704 nucleotides. RefSeq lists its product as uncharacterized. Gene Ontology annotation, molecular function: DNA binding; RNA binding. The transcript has 2 exons. Gene Ontology annotation, cellular component: nucleolus. Bases 1 to 1704 code for a protein of 567 amino acids. Lineage: Eukaryota; Fungi; Ascomycota; Dothideomycetes; Mycosphaerellales; Mycosphaerellaceae. Gene Ontology annotation, biological process: ribosomal large subunit biogenesis; ribosomal small subunit biogenesis. The record is from RefSeq and is a predicted model, not a curated record.
AUGGGCGAACAAGCAGAAGAUCCCUUGGACGGCCUCGAGGAGCGCCUCCAAAGCCACGCCAAGGCCUUCGAGUCUCUACUUGCCUUGACACCGGCACGCGAUCACUACGGGAGCCAGAUUGAUGAUGGUCACGAUCCCAGCGAGCAAUGGAGCCGCAAAAAGCAAACCAAAGAGCAAAAAAAGGCCGCGAAGAAAGCCAAGCUCGAUCCGGCCAACCAGAAAAGCGCACUGGAUGUGAUGAAGGAGCGUGAAAAUAAGCGCAAGCGGGAGCUAGGCAUUGCAGAUGAGGAGCAGGACAAUGACGGCGCUUUAGAAGAUGUCGCGAGUAAUAAGAGGCAAAAGAAGGAGCCUGCUGAAGAUGAAGAGACGAAGCGCAAGCGAAUGGCAGAGAAGAGGAAAGAGAAGCGACAGGCCAAGAAUGAGAAGAAGAAGACUCUGCUGGCGAAGAAAGAGGCGAAGAAGGCUGCCAAACAGGACAGAGAUCUUGGAGAAGUGGUGGCCGAGAGAGAGCAAGCUGUGGCCGGUGCUGAAGAAGAGGAGAACGACGAAGACGACGAUGAGCCGGGGCAAGCGAAUGACACCGCCGACAUGGAUAAGCUGGACUUCUCUGGGCUUGCAGAUUCUGACGAAGAGGAAGACCACGAAGAAGAUGAGGAUGAGGCCGCAGAAGCGUCGUCUGCGCCAACCAGUCCGGUAGUGCUCAGCCCUGCCUUUGACACCUCCACAAACCAUUCCGAAGCAUCCUCAUCAUCCUCCAUUCAUCCGCCAUCAACCUCAGACGAAUCCAAGGAACUGACACGAAAACAGCCAUCAUCAUCGUCAUCAACCAAGCCGCAGCUCAAGCUCGACCUGUCCGAGAAAUCCAAAGCCAGCUCCACCUCGCAAAAAUCACUACCUGACUUCGCCGACCCUGCAUCUGGAACCUCGUCACCCAAGAUUCAGCUACCUGACGUCGACCCAGCUGAGCUUCAGGAGCGACUACGAAAGCGGAUUGAAGAGCUACGAGCACGACGAAAGGCCGACGGUGGUGAAGGCAAGCCGGCAAAGAGCCGACAAGAGCUUCUCGAGCAGAGGCGAAAGAAGGAAGAGCAACGGAAAGCACACAAGAAAGAGCUGAGGCGGCAAGCCAAGGAAGAGGAGGCAAGGAAGAGAGAUGAGCAGCUACGUGGAUCUGGAAGUCCACUUUCCACCGAGAUCUUUAACCGAAACUCGCCCCGACCACAAGACAACAACUUCAGCUUCAGCAGACUCGCGUUCGAAGAUGGCACUGCAGCCGAUGCUUCUUUGACCGAGCUGCAAGACCCGAGGAAGCGCAAAGGACCGCAAGAUCCACGUACGGCUUUGGAGGCGGCGGAGAAGAAGCAAUCUCGAUUGGCAGGUCUUGAUGCUGAAAAGCGGGCGGACAUCGCUGAGAAGGACAUGUGGUUGAAUGCGAAGAAGCGUGCUCACGGUGAGCGAGUAAGAGAUGAUACCAGCCUGCUGAAGAAGGCUUUGAAGCGCAAGGAGAAGCAGAAGACCAAGUCCGAGAAGGAAUGGAAUGAGCGUAAAGAAGCGGUUGUGAAGGGCAAGGAGGCCAAGCAGAAGAAGCGCGAGACCAACCUGCAAAAGAGGCGAGAGGAAAAGGGACAGAAGGGAAAGAAGAAGUCUCAGGGCAAAGGCAAGAAGAAGGCGAGACCUGGGUUUGAGGGCAGGUUUAAGGCUUAA